Stylonychia lemnae is the source of this 870-nucleotide messenger RNA. The record is from the annotation of a GenBank genome assembly. NCBI's taxonomy places the organism in Eukaryota, Ciliophora, Spirotrichea, Sporadotrichida, Oxytrichidae.
AUGCAGAAUAAGAUAUAAUAUUACCUUUCUCAAACAGGGAUUGAUAGAUUAAUAAAUGGUGCUUUCAAACAAGUUACUAUAGAUUAACCUAGCGACCCAAUAGUUUUCAUUGCUGAGUAUUUGCCAUUUACUGAAGGGGAUGCUGUCACCAUCACUAAAAAUAAAGUAGCUGGGGUAAACUAUCAGUAAAUUAAAACAAAUCUAUAAGCCAUUGCUGAAGACUAGGAAUAAGAAGAUGAUGAAGAUGAUAGCUUCAAUGAAAAGACUUUAAAUCCAGGUGCUGCAUAUCAAAUGGAACCUCAUAAAUAUUAGACCAGUGUAUUUUAUAAUUCUCCAAACCAGACCAGAACUAACACUAGUCUAAAUGGUUAACAUCCAACUGAGGACGAUUCAAAACUCUAUAUGAUGAUUAAAAACAACUCAAUAUUGACAUUAAGUGACAUUAUUGAACAAUUCAAGGAUGACUUCUAGCAAAAUCUAGAGCAAUUAUAUGAGUUAGCUUCAUAAAAUUAAACCUUAGCAUUAGUUGAUGAUCAGAGCAAAUCAUAUGGUGAAAGUACUCCUACAGCUAAAAUGUUAGAAGAAUAUCUAAAAAUUAGAUCCAAAAAGUAUUAAAAUGUUAUCGAAAUUAAUUAACUGGCAAAAGGAGGAGAAGCCAUUGUCUUUAGACUUGAGCAUCAUGAAAUUGAUGAAGUAGUUAUAAAAACUAAUUUGGAUUUAUCUAACAAUUCUUAGAAGGCUUUUAUUGACUUUAUGAGAGAGACUCUUUAUUUGAAGAUUCUUUAAAACAAAGACUAUAUUGCUGAGGUUAGAGAAGAAAUUAUUCAAUAUGAUCAGCAUAAUAGAAAGAGCUUAGAGGACACUAGAUGA